AUAUCCGUAGCCAGCUCUUACAACCUGUUGGUCUCAGUGUUUUGUCCAGUGUUCAGCAUUGAACUCUGAUCAAGUUUAUAAGGCUGCAGCGCGACAAGUAUCCAUAUUCUUUUAGAGUAUCAUCGUAAGUACUCGUACGUAAUGAAAGGACGCCAUCAGUUUCGCAGACGAUUCAGUUUGCAGCCAUCUUUUCAUAAAGAAGAACCAGAAAAUGACCGGCACCAUCAUACAAGAUCGCAAAGAAGUGAGGACGCGUCGGAUUUGGAGGAGAAGCAUGAUACAAUUGGAUCACUAACGAUAGUGCGUCACAAAAUAGUUGUUCUCGGAGCAGCGAAAGUCGGCAAGUCUUCCCUUAUUAGUCAAUUUUUGUAUGGAACAUUUUCGCCAAAAUAUAAGCGCACUGUUGAGGAAAUGCAUCAAGGUGAUUUUGACGUCUCCGGGGUCCAGUUAACUUUGGAUAUACUUGACACAUCCGGAGCUUAUGAGUUUCCCGCGAUGAGAGCUUUAUCAAUUUCCUCGGCCGACGCAUUUAUUCUUGUUUACGACGUUAACGACGCCCCGACGUUUGAAGAAGUCAGAUCAUUAAGAGAUUUAAUACACGAAACAAAGUGCAGUUCAGCCGUGCCCAUAGUCGUUGUUGGAAAUAAGACGGAUUUAGUCGGCAAUAGGGAGAUGGACACAGCGAUGACGGAAUCGGUUGUAACGGUCGAUUGGGAGAACGGUUUCGUCGAAUGCUCGGCAAAAGACAAUGUUAAUGUUUCGAAAGUGUUCAAAGAGCUUUUAGCGCAAGCGAAGGUAAAAUAUAAUUUAAGUCCAGCGUUACGUAGACGCCGCCGGCAAUCCUUGCCAUCACAAGCCGGUGUUCCACCUUCAUCUUCGCCUCAUCCUGCAAUUCCAUCUGCCGUCCAGCUUCAGCAUCUGCAGCAAAUACGAGACCGUCACGGAAAGCGCAAUUCCUGCAUUCUGUCUUAAUCAAAACGAUUAAUAACGCUAAUAAAAGUUGUACAAUUAGCAAGAAGCGUGUGCAGAGAAACGUCAAAUUUUUAAAUGUUUUUUCCGAAACCUCCUUAAACGCACAAACAAUGCAAUUUGGAGACUUUUUUGUAAGUUUGAACUAGUUUGUAGAUUUGGACACAUCUUUCCAGGAAUAAUGGUUUUAACAAAUUUACUAUCAGCAAUGUGAUAUUACCGUAUUGAAAACCUCACAGUUAUUAUUUAAGAUGUACUCGUAAGUCUGUACCAAUUUUACGUAACACCAAAACAAUGGGGACCCGUGUCUGUAUUUUUAUAUAGGUUUUCUUUUUGGCGUAACGUAUAGCAAUUUAUGAGAUGGAUUAUCCAUCGAAGAUAAGUUGUUUAUCUGCGCACGGGAAAGAUUCUUCCGAUUUUUAAAUGUAGGUUCUCAAAUUACUUGAACGCAUUUCAAAAUAAGUCAAUGUUAAUGCUGUGUCAAUAUUUAGAAAGCAUUUAAAAAUGUCGCGCCUGAAUAAGUAGGCACUACUUCCACUGUCAUAAGAAAGAGAUAAAUGUUUUGAAUUGGUGAUAACAAAUAUUGAACUGAUGAUGUUUGACAAAUCUGUCUAUAGUUCUCGUUUGGGGAUUAACCUGAUUAGUGGAUGUGUAUAGACUUUUUAAGAAAGGCGCACUUAUUUUGCAAUCGCUUCAGGUUAAUGGCCGAUCGACUACUAUGCAUCUAAACUUAUUGUAGGCAACUAUAGUAAUAAGUAGUAGGUAGUUACAUUCAGAAUAGGUAGGUACUAAAAUUAAUAGGUUACCACAUCAAUUACCUUCUCUGCAUGAAUGCAGUGAACAAUAAUAAUUAUAAUGUAAACAUUUAAAAGCAAAAUAAUAAUACAAUUAAAUAAGAAAUAUUUUGAACAGACUGAAUAUGUAGAUUACUUCUCAUUGGAUGUAGAUGAAUCAUGACUGAAAGUAUAAAUAAAGAUUAUAUCAACCCAUUGUCAAUACGUCAUCUACCUCACGUAGAGUAUCCUCCAGUGUAGAGGGAAGAUUUUAGUUUCGAGAACCUGGUAGAACUGAAAUUGAAAAAUUAAGACGCAAUUCGGAUUCUUUUAUAGUAACUCGAUGUAUCUGCAACUGCAGUACGUAAACUCGCCAUAAUUUACAAAAAAUAAAACAAAAACUCCAAUUGAUUAUGGGUGCUUUUGUUUUAUUUUUUGUUACUUACAUCAAAGGCUACAGCAGUUCGAGUUAGGCCAAUAAAGAUAACGGAUGAAUCAGAUGAAUGUAGUGCCUUGUAGCGCACUACAAUGUUUACUUAUUUAUAUUUUUAUAUUCAUCGUUCUGUAAGUCUUGACUUUAAACGCUUAAUUACAAUGUAUUAGAAUGUAUUUGUAAAUAACAGAGUCUCAGAUAUUCUGGAAAUAGAAGAAUCUACUAUUUCUACUAUCGAUUGCAAAGAUUUCUUUGUGGAUUGUUGCUAUUAAACUCGUCCUAUUAGUAAAGUAACCUAUUAACUUUAAGAAUCUUAGUGCAUACCAUAACACAAUAAGACGUGAUAGGCCUUAUAGUUAGGUAUAUGUAAUUAUGAGGAAGUUGACCUGACCUCACUACGCUAAAGAUAUAUUUUUGAUUGUUCAGAACAUUAAAAAAAGUGGAGUAGGUAAUCGCAUCAACAUCGCCAUCAGUCUAUUAACGUCAACCUGUCCAAGCAAAAAUAGGAUUUGUGUUUAAAAUUAUUGUACAUUUAUGUAAAUGUGUUUGUGUAUGAACACUUCAAUAAUUUUCUGCUUUAUUUGGUCCAGUGUAGGGCGAAAAUUGUACAUCGGUUACUUGCAUAUGAUACAUGUUUUCAUUAGGUAUAUCAUGGGUUACUUGUGCUGUCUUUGUCCAUGACCUAACUAAAAUUAUUUUAGACGGUAGCAAUAUGACAUGCAAAUUUGACUUUGGUUAUUAUAGUUGAAGUUGAAUUAUAGUUUGUAGCCUGUUUUUGAACACCUGUAUACACGCCUCACCUCCUUUUAUAUUGUUUUAUGGUAUACACU
Messenger RNA from Photinus pyralis (common eastern firefly), 3005 nucleotides. RefSeq names its product ras-related protein Rap-2b. NCBI's taxonomy places the organism in Eukaryota, Metazoa, Arthropoda, Insecta, Coleoptera, Lampyridae. The record is from RefSeq and is a predicted model, not a curated record. The transcript has 4 exons. The coding region runs from base 142 to 972 and encodes 276 amino acids. Gene Ontology annotation, molecular function: GTPase activity; GTP binding.